UUAUCAAUGCUACAUGCAAGUUACAGUAAUUCAUACAAACAGAGAAUAGUAAACAUGGAGAUAACCGAGAUAAAGACUGCGCUAUAAGAAUAGUGGCUGGUUUCCAUUGCUUUUAAAAGGUAUUGUAUGUUGCUUCCUGCAAAGGCUCGUCGUCGUGUUUAAUCGUAUUGUUGUGAAAAUCGAAGAAAUGAAAAGUUUCAACUUUAAGGGACUGAUGGCCCCUGUGUUUACUCCAUACUCAAAUGAAAAUGGAGAACUAAACAUUAAAGCCAUUGAACCGUACGUAAAAAUGCUAAAGACUAAACACGUUGAAGGAAUCUUAGUUAACGGAACCACCGGAGAAGGUAUGCUUUUGAACACUUCCGAACGGAUGUUGGUUACAGAGGCUUGGCAACGAGCCUGUUCAACUCAUGGGGUCACAAUGAUGGUUCAGAUCGGUGGUGCUCCUUUUCCGGAUGUUGUGCAAUUAGCCAAACAUGCAUCACGCAUCGGUGUAGACGCUGUGCUGUGUCUUCCGGAACUAUAUUUCAAGCCAAAAACUUCCGAAACCCUUGUUGGAUACCUGAAACAGGUAGCAAAACAUUGUCCAACAACGCCAUUCUUCUACUAUCAUAUUCCGAUGUUUACUGAUGUGCACGUUCACAUGCCCACGUUCCUGAACAUGGCAGAAACAGCAAUUGAAAACUUUUGCGGCAUCAAAUAUACAUCCGGAGAUCUGGAGCAAGGAAGCGCAUGUCUGAAGGAAGGACGUACUAUAUUCCUUGGCGCUGACACAAUCCUUUGCGGCGCCGUUGCAUCCGGUUUUGAUAGCUUCAUUAUGACGACGCUUAAUAUAUGCCCCGAGGUGGCUAUAAAGAUUAUCGAUGAUAUCAAACGGGGAGCAAUUGAAGAGGCUAGAGCCGAACAAAGCAAAUUGAAUCAGCAUAUUGCAUCUAUUUUAGAACACGGAGAUUGGGUGACAGCCAUGAAAAAAGCCUUUCGUGAACGGUAUCCUUCGCUUGAAGUUGGUCAGACGAGACCACCACUAAGAUUCUAAAUGUAUGAUAACACAAUCGUUGCUAAUAAAAAGGGUUGUCUUUAUUUUAGUGACUAUCCAUAAACUGCAA
Molecule: messenger RNA, 1106 nt
Organism: Anopheles coustani
Lineage: Eukaryota; Metazoa; Arthropoda; Insecta; Diptera; Culicidae
Product: N-acetylneuraminate lyase A-like
Exons: 3
Coding region: 188-1036 (282 amino acids)
Biological process (GO): N-acetylneuraminate catabolic process
Molecular function (GO): N-acetylneuraminate lyase activity; 4-hydroxy-tetrahydrodipicolinate synthase activity
Source: RefSeq, a predicted model, not a curated record